AUGUGGUCCAAACUUCUGACCGUUACCGCGGCCGUGGCCAGUCUCACUCCUUUUGUGUCUGCCUUCGACGCCGAGGCGAAGAACAACGUUGCGAUCUACUAUGGUCAAGGGUAUGACCAGAAACGUCUGAGUCAUUUUUGCGCCGAGACAUCCUUGGACAUCAUCAACCUUGGAUUCAUCGAUAUAUUCCCGGACCAGGGUCCUGCUGGAUGGCCGGGCAGUGAUUUUGGCAACCAAUGUGAUGGAACGACUUACCAAGUUGGCUCUGUCUCAACAGACCUGCUCAAGGGCUGCUACCAGUUGAUUGAAGAUAUCCCAAUCUGCCAAGCGGCGGGGAAGAAAGUUCUCUUGUCUCUUGGUGGCUCCACUCCAACUAAUCAGCAGAUUCUCUCCAAUUCUUCUGCUGUUAACUUUGCCGAUUUCCUUUGGGGUGCCUUUGGUCCGAAGACAGAUGAGUGGGUGAACAACAAUGGACCUCGUCCGUUUGGAGAUGUGGUUGUUGAUGGUUUCGAUUUUGACAUUGAACACAAUGGUGGUUUUGGCUAUGCUGUCAUGAUCAACCACUUCCGACAGCUAUUCAAGCAGGCUCCUGACCAAACCUUUUACAUCUCCGGUGCCCCUCAAUGCCAGAUCCCCGACAAACAGCUCGCCGAUGCAAUUACAAACUCUGUGUUUGACUUCAUCUGGGUGCAGUUCUAUAACACCGACGGUUGCGCUGCGAUCGACUAUGACUUUGUUAGUGAUGUUAGCACCGGCUUCAACUUCGAUUCAUGGGUCAGCUUCAUCAAUGGUGGCAAGAGCCGCAAUGCAAAGCUUUAUAUGGGUCUGCCCGCCAGCGCGAGCGCGGCAAACGCAGGCUUCUACAUCACGCCCGCGGAGGCCUCUAUCCUGGCAACCAAGUAUAUGGGUCUCUAUCCAGAUACCUUUGGAGGUAUGAUGGUUUGGGAAGCAACUGCCUCGGAUGAGAACUCGGUUGAUGGUGUUAGCUUCGCUGGUGCGAUGAAGGAUAUUCUCCUUGAGCUUGAUCCUCUUCCGGUCACUACUUCAUCUAGUGUAGCUGUUGCAUCCAGCACUCCUGUGCCCUCGACCACUGCUGUGCCCUCGAGCGUCCUUACCACGUCCAGCUCUGUUGUCUCGUCCAGCACUCUAUCUGCUGUGACCUCAAGCACCAUUGUGGUUCCUACCUCUCCCGUUUCCGCGAGCACUGUUGUGGCCCCAAGCACCCCGGUCCUGUCAAGUACUUCAUCUGCAACGAGCUCUCCGGUGGUGGUCAGCAGCUCUGUGUCCGUUCCUGCUAUCUCCUUGACUACAUCCGUUCACUCAACUACUCCAGUGCUGUCAAGCCUCUCUAUUGUUUCCAGCAGCUCUGUUGUUGCAAGCUCUCCUGUGGUGUCAAUUGCACCUGCGAUUACAACUUCGAGCAUUUCUUUCUCUCCUAGCCCUGUUGUUGCUUCAAGCUCGCCUGUUGCAUUGAGCAGCUCUGUGAGCUCAAGCAGCCCUGCUGUCCCGAGCUCCUCUGUGGUAUCAAGCGUCUCUGUCGCUUCAAGUGCUAUCGCAACUUCAGGCAUUCCUUUCUCCUCAAGCUCCUCUGUGGUACCGGUCUCUCCUAUUGCGUCCAGCUCUUCUGUGGUGUCAGGCUCACCUCCACCAAGUUCUCCUGCUUCUUCA
Molecule: messenger RNA, 1668 nt
Organism: Aspergillus heteromorphus CBS 117.55
Lineage: Eukaryota; Fungi; Ascomycota; Eurotiomycetes; Eurotiales; Aspergillaceae
Gene: chiA1
Product: class III chitinase ChiA1
Exons: 3
Biological process (GO): carbohydrate metabolic process
Cellular component (GO): extracellular region
Molecular function (GO): chitinase activity
Source: RefSeq, a predicted model, not a curated record